Ectocarpus sp. CCAP 1310/34 is the source of this 1266-nucleotide messenger RNA. The record is from the annotation of a GenBank genome assembly. NCBI's taxonomy places the organism in Eukaryota, Phaeophyceae, Ectocarpales, Ectocarpaceae.
GUUGGGCAGCGUCAAGACAGGGGACGCAGGAAAGAGCCAAGAGAUCCAUGCUGACCAACUGGGAGAUCGCUUUGAAGGGAAAGGGAGUGCAGCUCGUGCCCUACCGACGGGAGCAUGUUCCUACCUACCAUGGCUGGAUGCAAGACCCUUGGAUAAGAGAGAUGACGGCAUCGGAACCCCUCUCUCUAUCGGAAGAGUACGCCAUGCAGCUCUCGUGGAAAGAAGACCCCAAGAAGUGCACCUUCAUUGUCCUGGCCCUCAGUGGCGGUUGGGGGGGAGAGGGCGAGGAAAAGGAUACCGGAGAAUCCGCGGUGAUGGCCGGGGAUGUAAAUCUGUUCUUUAACGACUACGAAGACCCUGGCAUGUGCGAGGUGGAAGUGAUGAUCGCCGAGGAGGGUCUUCGAAGAAGAGGGCUCGCCAAGGAGGCAGUACUGAUGCUCAUGCGCUAUGCCUUGGACAACCUUGGUGCGACGACGUUCUACUGCAAGAUUGGUGACGCAAACGUGGCGUCCCGCGCACUGUUUGAGAAAUUGGGUUUUCGUCGACAUGCGUACGUGGACGCCUUCAAAGAGACUGAGCUGCGGCUUCAAGUCGCCGGAGGGACGGGAGCGUCGACGGAGGGCAUGACGGAGAGCCCGGAGAUGGCGGCGGCGGCGGCGGCGGCGGCGGCAACGUUGCGGGCGCAAACCGAGCACGUGGAGACUAUGCCGUGCCCUGCCCCGGUAGAGGCAGAGGCGGGAGCGAUCGAAAAGCGGUAGACGUUGUCGACACAUGCAUAUUGUAGAUACUCACCUGACCGAUGGGGCCCUCCCAGCAGUGGCCGACAGGAAGGCUGUAGACGGUGUCGACGCAAAAUGCUCGCUAAUCAGAACGGAGCAUCCGCCUUCCAUGGCCGCCGGUCAUGGGGCCACUACCUGGUUCGGGUGGCUGGGGCCAUGUUUGCGGGCGCGAGCACCGUUGAGCCCGCCUAGUCGCCCGUUGCAUUCACCGGUGUUAUCUGGGCGAAGGGUCAAUCCCAUGGUGUUCCCAGGUUUACCGAGGUGGUUGAACGAGGCGCAAGUUGUCAAAGCUGACCAACUAUGCGCUCUUCGUGUGUUUGUGCUAUCUACGGUACGCGACUGCACGGUACGGUGCACGAAUACAUUUGUGAUUGAGGGCGUUUCGUGACGUGAGGUAAUCUUUUACUGCCCUAGGCCCCCCCUGGGGUCAACACGUGUUCCUCAACUGCGCUCUAUUUUAAGUGUCUUGUGUCAAUUUUGUCUCUUC